Molecule: messenger RNA, 4038 nt
Organism: Hippocampus comes (tiger tail seahorse)
Lineage: Eukaryota; Metazoa; Chordata; Actinopteri; Syngnathiformes; Syngnathidae
Gene: sec31a
Product: SEC31 homolog A, COPII coat complex component
Exons: 27
Coding region: 98-3895 (1265 amino acids)
Biological process (GO): COPII-coated vesicle cargo loading; endoplasmic reticulum organization; endoplasmic reticulum to Golgi vesicle-mediated transport
Cellular component (GO): endoplasmic reticulum exit site; COPII vesicle coat
Molecular function (GO): protein binding; structural molecule activity
Source: RefSeq, a predicted model, not a curated record
UGAAUGGCUGGCGUCCAGUCCAGGUAGACCUGUCCCAUUUGUCUUGCCAGAGCUCAUCUUAGGUUAAUUAAAGACUCUAAAUUGUCCACUGGUGUGAAUGAUGAAACUGAAAGAGAUCAACCGUACUGCCAUCCAGAGCUGGAGUCCGGCUCAGCAGCACCCGAUCUACCUGGCCACUGGCACGUCGGCGCAGCAGCUGGAUGCCUCCUUCAGCACCAACGCCUCCCUGGAGCUCUUUGAGCUGGACUUGUCCGACCCGUCCCUGGACAUGAAGUCAUGUGGCAGCUUCUCUUCGUCUCACAGGUACCACAAGCUGGUCUGGGGUCCCUGCGGAGCAGACGCCCAGGGUCACCCGGCAGGCUUGGUCAUCGCCGGGGGCGAGAACGGCAACGUCAUCCUGUACGACGCCGCCAAGAUCAUGGCCGGCGAGAGUGACAACGCGGUGGUGGCCGAGAGCGACCGGCACACGGGCGCCGUGAGAGGACUUGACGUCAAUCCCUUCCAGACCAACCUCUUUGCAUCUGGCGCAAAUGAGUCCGAAAUUUACAUCUGGGAUCUAAACAACUUCGAGUCCCCCAUGACGCCAGGACCCAAAACGCAGCCAGUCGAGGACAUUGGCUGCCUGUCGUGGAACCGGCAGGUCCAGCACAUCCUGGCCUCGGCCAGCCCUAGCGGUCGUGCCUCCGUGUGGGACCUCCGCAAGAACGAUCUCAUUAUUAAAGUCAGUGACCACAGCAACAAAAUGCAUUGCUCCGGGCUGGCAUGGAACCCAGAGGUGGCCACCCAGCUGGUCCUGGCCUCCGAGGACGACCGCAUGCCCGUCAUUCAGAUGUGGGAUUUACGAUUUGCUACCUCGCCGCUCCGGAUUCUGGAGAAUCACACCAGAGGCGUCCUCGCCAUCGCUUGGAGCGUGGCCGAUCCUGAGCUGCUCCUCAGCUGCGGCAAAGACAGCAGGAUCCUGUGCUGGAACCCAAACACGGGCGAGGUGCUGUACGAGCUGCCCGCCGGCAGCCAGUGGUGCUUUGACGUGCAGUGGUGCCCCAGGAACCCGGCGGUGCUUUCGGCCGCCCGCUUCGACGGACACAUCGACAUCUACUCCAUCAUGGGCGGCAGCAGCCUGGCACAGAGCCAGAGGCACGCCGACCAGAUCAGUAACUCCUUCGGCAACGUGGAUCCUUUUGGGACGGGACAAACGUUGCCCCCACUGCAGCUACCUCAGACCACCACACCCCCUGCUAGUGUCAACCCCUUGAAGAAGCCCCCCAAGUGGAUCCGCAGGCCCGUUGGGGCGUCGUUUGCCUUUGGCGGAAAGCUAGUAUCCCUGGAGAAUGGUCCGGCAAACGGGCAGGAGCCUGGUGGCCCCCGCCUGGUUCACGUCAGCCAGGUGGUGACCGAGACGACCUUCUUGACGCGGUCGGAGCAGCUGCAGGCUAUGCUGAGCGCCGGCACCUUCCAGGAAUUCUGCCAGGAGAAGAUCCAAGCGGCUCAGGAUCAGUUUGAGAAAACUGUCUGGUCAUUCCUCAAGGCCAACUUUGAAAGUGACAUCCGCAGUAAAUUCUUGGAGCUUCUGGGCUUCAACAAAGAGGAGCUCGCUGUAAAGAUAUCUGCCGCGCUGGAAGGAAAGCCUGCUGAAGCUCUGCCGGCGGACGCGGCCCCCGCUCCGGCCAGCUUGCAGCUCGACAAUCCGGAGGCGGCGUUUGACAUGAUCGCCGCCGCAAACAUGAAGGAGGGCGCCGAGCCGGAGAGCCAGGACACCACCGUGGGAGGACCGGGCCAGAGCGUAGCUCCUCUGGAGGAGCCGCAGCAGCAGCAGCAGGAGGAGGAGGAGAUCUCCUUGGAGGAGGAAGUGCCGCUGGAUGAGGAGAAGGAGCCCGAGACUCCUGCCCAGGUCGAGGACGCCGCCGCCGAGGCUCCUUCGGAGGGAGUCGACCUCAGCAUCAGUAAAGACAUGGACGGUCUGAUCACGCAGGCCCUGCUCACGGGCAACUUUGAGGUGGCUGUGGAGCUCUGCCUCCUUGAUGACCGCAUGGCCGACAGCAUCAUUCUCGCCAUUGCCGGUGGCGCCGACCUCCUGGAGAAGACGCAGAGGAAGUAUUUCCACAAGACGCGUGGCAAAAUCACCAAGCUGAUUAGCGCUGUGGUGACCAAGGACUGGCGUGACGUCGUGACCGCAUGCAACCUGCACAACUGGAAGGAGGCGCUGGCGGCCGUCAUGACCUACGCCAAACCCGACGAGUUCUCUUCGCUGUGCGACCUCCUCGGCGUCCGUCUGGAGGCGUCGGACGAGGCUGCUCUGCGCGCUCAUGCCUGUUUGUGCUACAUCUGCGCCGGCAACGUGGACAAACUGGUGGCCUGCUGGAAAACGGCUGGCCAGCAACACUGCCCGCUGGCCCUGCAGGACCUGGUGGAGAAAGUGGUGGUGCUGCGGCGCGCUGUGGAGCAGACACAACGCUCGGCUCCCGCCGUCAGCGUCGGCUCCCUGCUGGCUGAGGAGUUGGGUCGCUACGCUGGGCUUCUGGCCUCGCAGGGCAGCCUGUCCACCGCCAUCAGCUACCUGCCCGACGGCAGCGGACAGCAGGCGGCCUUGAAGGAGCUCCGUGAGCGCCUCAGUCGGGCUCUGGGUCAGCAGGCGGCUCCGGUCCAGACCCCCAGAGUUCAGCCUCAGCACCCGAGCCCUCAGCUCCGCCAGGCCAACGCCCCGGUCCAGCCUGCCACCCCCAUAGCACCUGUACAGAUGCAGACACCCGCCUCCGCCCCGUCCCAGCAGCAGUAUUACCAGCCCGUGAGGUCUGCCUCCACUGUCACCUCGUGGAGUAACCAGACGCCAACAGCGCUGCCCAACGUCACAUCUCCUCUGCAAAUGGGUCCUGCCUCCGAGCAGCAGCAGCAGGCUCAAGCGCCGAAGUCCUCGUAUGGAGUGCCGCCAUCCGGCUCGUCCCCCGCAGCCUCCACCGGCCCCGCCUACAUGUACUCCCAGCAAUACCAGCCCCACCUCCAGGUACAGCACUUCCCACCUGGAGCCUGUCAGCUUCUUCACUACUCUGAGCCCCCUUACCCUCCUCAGCCCCCCGGCUUCCUCGCCCAGUGCCUGCCCGACUCUUCUUCCUCUUUUCCUCCUUUGUUUCCCACCUCCUCCUCUUCCGGAGCGUCUUUCCAGCAUGGCGUGCCGGGCUCUCCUGGGUCCUCUGCGCCGCCGCUUCCACCCGGCGGAGUCUCAGGUACAAAGUUUGAGCUUGAGCAGACACUCGACCCCAAAGAAACCGGGCCCCAGAACGGUUGGAAUGACCCGCCAUCUCUUAGUAGGACAUCCAAGAAGAAGAUCCCGGAGAACUACACCCCGCCCGCCCCAAUCACCGCGCCCAUCAUGGCUCCUAUGGGUGCGGACCAUCACGCCCAGCCCGUAGCCUCUGGAGCGCCACAGGGCUCCAUCCCGGGUCCUCAAGGGGGGUUCCAGCAGAUCCCGCCGCAGACCCUCAACCCAAGCAUACCCACUGAGGGAGCGCCCGGGGGACCCACGGGCGAUUCCAUCCAGUCGAUCCCCGCUGAGAAGAUCGCCAAGAAGCCCAUCCCAGAGGAGCACCUGGUCCUCAAGACCACCUUCGAGGGCCUGGUCCAGAAGUGCUUGGCAGUUGCUAGCGACCCGCAAACUCGGAGGAAGCUGGAGGAUGCCAACAAGCGUCUGGAGGCGCUCUACGACAAACUGCGGGAAGAGACUCUUUCUCCCGCCAUCGUGGGGGGCCUGCACACCAUGGCGCAACGCGUGGAGGCGCGCGCCUACGCCGAGGGUCUGGGCAUCCACACGCACAUCGUGAGCAGCAGCAACUUCAGCGAGACCUCGGCGUUCAUGCCUGUCCUCAAGGUGGUGCUGACGCAGGCCAACAAGCUGGGUGUGUGAGCCCUCGUGCUACCGGGGGCCAUCAAUUAAGGGCUAUUUUUUUUCCCCACUACCAAUCAUGCUGAUUGCUUUUAACGCGACUUUAUAUGAAGUGAUGCAAUCCAGAUGGAUCAUUUUCAAUGACGAGGAAUGCCAACAGGCAG